This is a messenger RNA of Candidozyma auris, 987 nucleotides long. RefSeq lists its product as uncharacterized. NCBI's taxonomy places the organism in Eukaryota, Fungi, Ascomycota, Pichiomycetes, Serinales, Metschnikowiaceae. Bases 1 to 987 code for a protein of 328 amino acids. The record is from RefSeq and is a predicted model, not a curated record. The transcript has a single exon.
AUGCCGACGAUCCAGUUCAUCAAAACCCAAAAUGACUUCGAUCAGUGCUUGCAGAAAAACAAGUAUCUCGUAGCUCAAUUCACCGCUUCGUGGUGUGGGCCUUGUCAGGCUAUCAAACCCAUGGUUGAUGAUCUCUACAACUCAGAGAGAUACCAGCGGUUAGAGAUCGUGAGAGUUGACUUAGAUGCCAAUAGAGAGGUUGCUUCCAAAUAUAAUAUUACGAGUGUUCCAACUUUCAUUUUUUUCGAGAACGGUAAGGAAACAAGUCGUGUCAAGGGCGCCUCGCCAAAAAUGAUUGAGAGCUUUGAUCAAUUGAACUCCAAAGCCGUGGCUGACCCUACUGCCUCUGCUCGUAGCUCAAGCAGCUCUGAGCUGUCUGCAAAUACUCCAAAGGAGCUCGCUUCCCUCAUUCCCAAGGGCUACCUGAUCCUCAAUGAUGUGAUCCACUUCGCCGAGUUGGUUUCAUUAAACACUUUGCCAUUGGUGAAAAAGGAAGAGGCCAAGCCUAGUGAUGUGUUCAAGUUGAACGAUAAACACAGUGCUGUGGUAUCAGACGCAGACUCACAAACAUUAUUCUUCCUUCCUUUGAACAACAUCUGUAAGGUAUACUCUGUGCUUCUCAGAUUGGCUGAACCCGACAAAUAUGACGAUGCAGAGCUUGAGUUGGAUGAGGACGAGUUGAAGGAAGAGACACAGGUGCCACAAACCCUUAAAGUGUGGACGAACAAGCCAGGUAUCAUGUCUUUCGAAGAUGCUGCAAGCGACAACAACGCUCCGCAUGUGGAGAAGAUUGACCUCAACAAGGUAAAAGACGGGUGGUAUGAGGCCAAACUAAAAUUUGUCCGUUUUCAGGGCGUUCAAAACUUAACCAUCUUCAUAGACGGAGAAGACGAGGACAAGCACAUCAUCAUUAAUAGAAUUGUCAUUGUUGGUACUAGCGGGGACUCUAGAGAGCAAGGAUCAGUACAGCCGCUUGAAGACGAAUGA